Anolis sagrei ordinatus is the source of this 1392-nucleotide messenger RNA. NCBI's taxonomy places the organism in Eukaryota, Metazoa, Chordata, Lepidosauria, Squamata, Anolidae. The record is from RefSeq and is a predicted model, not a curated record.
AUGGCUGAUGCCCCAAGGGCACAGGAUCCCUUGCAGGAUCUUUGUGAAGAAGCCACUUGUCCUGUUUGCCUGGAUUAUUUCAAGGAUCCUGUGAUUUUAGACUGUGGGCACAACUUCUGCAGAGCCUGCCUGACCCAGACCUGGGAGAAGCUGGGCAACACACAAACCUCCUGCCCUCACUGCAGAGAAAUUGUUUCAUCACAGAACCUCAGGACAAAUCAGCAGCUAGCCAAUAUUGUAGAAAAAGUGAAAAUACUUAGUCUGCAGGGACUCAAGAAGGCACAAGACAAGGAGAGAGGCUGUGAGAAACACCAGGAGCCUCUGAAGCCUUUCUGUACAGAUGACGAAACCCCCUUCUGUAAGAAGUGCGACAAGGAGCAUCUUGAUCAUAGAGUGAUUCUUCUGGGAACGUCUGCUGAAGACUACAAGGGAGAUGCAGAGAUGGAAAAAAUCUGGUUUCUGAAGGACCAUAAGAAGCAUCUCUUGGCCCAGUUGGAAGAGAAGGAAUAUCAGAUUAGAAGGAAGACAAAUGACGAGGAACUUCCUUCUCGAGAAAAUCUCAUCCUGAAGAUGCAAGAGAAACUCCUGCAGGAAGAUGCAGAGAUGGAAAAAAUCACACAAAAUUGCUGGUUUCUGAAAGACAAGAAGAAGCAUCUCUGGACCCAGAUGGAAGAGAUGGAACAUCAGACUGAAAAGAAGAGAAAUGACCAGGAACUUUCCUCUUUAGAAAAUCUUAUCCUGAAGAUGCAAGAUGAACUCCUGCAGGCUGCAAAGAGCCUUUCGCAGAGGUAUUUUGUAUUGUUAAUAGAUUGUACAUCAUCUCCUUUUGCUUCUCUUUGCUUCCCUUCAUCUUUCUCUCUCUCUCUGUCUCCAACAGCAAAUGUCACUCUGGAUCCAGACACAAGGAAUCCCUGUCUCAUCCUGUCUGAGGAUCAGAAAAGUGUGAGAUUCGGAGACAAGCCUCAAGACCUGCCUGACAAUCCUGAGAGAUUCAGUGACCGAAUGUAUGUGUUGGGACGUGAGGGAUUCACAUCCGGCAGGCAUUUCUGGGAAGUUGUUGUGGAAGGGGAAGGAGACUGGUCUGUGGGAGUGGCCAGGAAGUCUGUCAGGAGAAAAGGCUCUGUUGACCCGGGUCCUGAGGAAGGGAUCUGGGAUGUGGGCAAGUGGGGAGGUGAGUAUUGUGCUACCAGUUGUCCUGCUAGUUCUGAUUUCCUGCUGAGUAAAGAGACCAAGCGGGUCCGAGUCUGUCUGAACUGCACAUCAAACCAGGUGGCCUUUUACAAUGCUGAUACUGGAGACCAGAUCUGCCUACUUUCAGAAGUCCCAUUCUCAGGAGAGCCUGUCCUCCCAUUCUUUUCUGCAUUUAAAGUCCACCUCAGAAUCUCACCUUAA